Paramuricea clavata is the source of this 2630-nucleotide messenger RNA. The record is from the annotation of a GenBank genome assembly. Lineage: Eukaryota; Metazoa; Cnidaria; Anthozoa; Malacalcyonacea; Plexauridae.
GCUUUACCAGGAAUUGCGUUUAAAUAUGCACCAGUCAUGCGCACAUUUUGCAGUGUUUCAAGAAAGUGAAACAACGACGUUUUGAAUUUGUAGGGAAGAAAAGCGAAAUAUAAAGUAAGACAGAUAAGCUCGAACUCACAAGAAGAAAAAUGAAGGCUUUCAAGAGUUCUGUACUUGUUAUCUGUGUUUGUCUUAUUCUGAAUGGUAACGUCGCUUCCGCAGUAAGUGUUUUUAAAAUUAUAGAUCAUAUGACAUAUUUGCGAUGAGUUUUACCUGUAGCAAUUAAUAAAAGUCAGUGCGUCACUGUAUAACGGCCACUGAAACACUUGCAGUUUGCACUUCGUUUUAAGCAGACUAUGGAGAGUACUAUAUAUCUGUCUUCUUAACUUUCGCUUGAAACGUCUAGUAAAUAUAUAUUAGUUCAGUCGAAUUCUAUAUUCUAUCAUAAUAACAGUAUGUACUGAUUGAAGAAGCGAUAUGUCGAAGACGAAACCGAAGGACUGAUGUCUGAAAAAUAUAGUCUACAUUUAACAAUAUACAUAAUCCUAAAUGGCUGUGAUUUUUUGUUCGAACUAACUGACAAUCUUCUGAGGAGUAACUUGAACCCGGCGGAUCAAACAAGGAUACGAGUUCAAGACAGCGUCCUGGCAGUCACCCAAUCUUUGCUUUCCCAACACUGUAAUAUCUAUUUAGUUAAAACAUAGUUGAAAGACUUACCAACCCUAGAGCUUGAAAUCUCCCCUGUGAAAAUGUGUGACUGCCAAUUACUCUCGUACAACUCUUAUUAUAUAGUAGAGAGUGAGAUACUGAAAAAUACACAGUGAGAUAUUUGUUCUCGUGUUAAAAACAAUAUUUUACCCCAUCGCUGCGCUCGUUCGUACGGAUAAAAGUCUUAUCUUUGCGACGCUGUGUCAUAUCCUCCUCUAUUUAUCCUCGUUAGACUUCAACCGGGCCCGGGGCUUCGUCAAAAAGCAACUGACGCGAUGGCAAACUGAGAAACAUGAUCAGUUUACGCCUUUCUUGACUUUAGCUUUUGAGAGACAAUAAAGAAUUUAAAUACACUUGUCAUUUCAAACAUGUAAUGUGUAUGAUGAUGCUUUUCACAAAAGAACAUAUGAAGUCGGAGUAGUCAACGAGAACUUUGCAAAGACUUUUCCGUUGCCUCGCUCAAACACAAGGGUGGGUUGACUACAAACUUUUUGUAGUUCGCUAUAACUACAGCUACUUCAAAAAUAUGUAGUCAGCUACAACUACUGCAUGGUACUUUUGAACAACAGUAGUUCGCUACUGACUACAGCUAUACUGCUUAAAAAAUGUAGCGAAUUAUUUCGCUAUUUCGCUACGCAUAUAUUUUUUAAUUUUACUGUAUUUGGAGCAUCUACUAGCUCAGGCUGUAAUGUAACCUACGACUUACGAGUAAAUAAGAUGGCAUGCACUUGCAUGGCAUAUUUUAUUCAUGCAAAUUGAGUAUUGAUUUUAAGCAAACCGUGUCUCAAUAUCAUGCUAUUCUAUCUAGUUGCUAACAAUUUUAAAAAGUAGCGAAUAGCGAUUUUCUGUUUGAAAUUGAAAAGUAGUCAACUACUUGGCUACUUUUAGGCAAAAUGUAGUUCGCUAUAACUACAGUACUGUUUUGAAAAAGUAGUCAAAAACUACUCAUGGCUACUUGAAAAUUGUAGUUCGCUACAGUAGCGAACUAUAUAACUACUUCGCUACUACCCACCCUUGCUCAAACAUGAGGGUUUGAUGAACUCCCUAAACCUCUAUGGCUGUUCACGGGCGACAAAUUAGAAUUUCCUGUUGCAAGGCAAUAAGAACAAAAUGAAAUGAUUUAAUAUGUUAAAACUGUGAUUUAAUCUUUUUUUACUAAGAAAAGUAAUAUAUAUUAAGUUGACGAAGAAUCGUUGGACCUUGCGUUGAGCUGUCGACUCAGUUCUCGAAGGGUCUUCGCUCGUAAAGUUCAAGUGUUCCCAUAUUUGAGUGUUUACACUUUUUCAUUUUAAAUUGUAGUGGUCACCAUGGACUGUAGGUGCAGCUGUAGCUGGUGGUGUUGGUGCAGUUGUAGCAGCGCCUGUUGUCUUGGGAGCAGCUGGUUUUACUGCGGCUGGCAUAACAGCAGGUUCGCUUGGAGCAUCCAUGAUGUCUGCAUUGGCACCGACUAUCGCUGGUGGUGUUGUAGCUACUCUUCAAUCUGUUGGUGCAGCAGGAUUGGGUUAUGCAGGGUCUGCUGUAGUAGGAGCUGCUGGAGCUGCCGCUGGAGCCGCUUUUACCAAGUAAUGGAAGAUGUUAGAAACUAAACAUUGAAACUGAUGAUCUUGGUUAUUGAUAAAUAAGAAACCUAUAUGCGAUGUUCUUAAAUGUUUUCGUUUUGAAAGUUUCACUAGCUAUGCCUAUAUGUCUAUGUUCAAGUAUAAAUAUAUAUAUAUAUAUUCAAGUAUAAAUAAUACUAUUAUAAAUACUUGUAACUUUUGAGAUUCUUUUGUAAAGUGUGGGUUUAUUUUUGUGUGAGUAGAACACAAAAGAUUAGAAUAUGACACGGAAUGGGCCGAUAAUUAUAGAAUGGCAUGCAGUAGACAAUAGAAAUGGUGAGAUCUGUACAUACAAGAGUCAAGAGUGAAUAAAAUAGUCCAAAG